Molecule: messenger RNA, 1165 nt
Organism: Plectropomus leopardus (leopard coralgrouper)
Lineage: Eukaryota; Metazoa; Chordata; Actinopteri; Perciformes; Serranidae
Source: RefSeq, a predicted model, not a curated record
UGUCAGUGCGAGUCCUCGUUCAGGAAGCUGAUGGACUCGCUGUGCUGGCUGCUCAGAGCUCACGCUGCGCUCACCUCUCAGGUCCUCAGCUCCGUCCACUAUGAGCAGAUCCAGAUGUGUGAGGACGUCGGUGUGUCUCUGCUGUGUGUCCAGAUGUGGAUUCAAACCUGCACAGCCAGCAGGGACUUCCUGUCCGGGCUGAGCGACGACUCCGUCCUGCUGCUCCUCAAUGAGGCCGUCGGCCAAUUAGCAGUCAGCGGCGACUCCUCGGUGGGCGGGGCCUCAGUCAGACUGAUCCUCCUGAUGGCCAAUCAGCAGAAGGCGCGGCUGCGGCCCCUCCUCCUCCAUUUCAGAGGUCUCGACAGCCUAUUGGACAAAGACUGGAGGGGGCGGGGCUUUGACCAGGACUUGGAUCAGCUGAUUGCGCUCAUCCGCUCUGACGGGACGUCUCAGGUGUGUGCUGAGCGUGUGCGGGCGGCGUGCGUGAUCCAGGCGGCAUGGAGGUCGUAUCGGACCCGACGCCGGGUGAGGAGCCUGAACCGAGCGGUCAGCACGCUGCAGAGGAGAUACAGGGCGCGGCGGAGGCAGCAGCAGCAGCAGGAGGAGCGGCAGCGAUGGGAGGAGGAGCUGAAGUACCAGGUGUGUGUGCGGCGUCAGCAGGCGAGGAGGGACUUCCACCAGAAACAGCGGCUGCUGCUGCGCCUCCUCCCUGCAGACCAGGUGCAGUCGUACCUGCAGGAGUGCGAGCGCCGUGCCGCCGUGGUGAUCCAGAGCGUCUGGAGAGGCUUCAGAGAGAGACGACGCUACGACGACGACACACGGAGACACACACGCAGACAGCAGCAGGCCGCCAGGACGCUGCAGAGAGCAGUGCGUCGUUUUCUGCAGAAAUGCAGAGCAGCGAAGGUCCCGCCCACCACAUCCUUCUGGAUUGGUCAGAGCGGUUUGACGGACAGCCGGAGGGCGGAGCUAAAGAGACAGGUGGACAAACACGUCUCCCUGCAUCCUUCGUCCCGUGUGUCCCAUGAGGAGUGCAAGCGUCUCCACGAGGAGGUGCAGCUGCUGCUGCUGUCGGAGCUGCAGAGAGGAGACCAGAGGAGGAGGGAGGAGCAGAGGGUGGAGGCUCUGCUGGCUCACACACACACACAGCUGGAGCUGCUGCGAG